Molecule: messenger RNA, 1963 nt
Organism: Apus apus (common swift)
Lineage: Eukaryota; Metazoa; Chordata; Aves; Apodiformes; Apodidae
Gene: GPATCH3
Product: G-patch domain containing 3
Exons: 7
Coding region: 6-1457 (483 amino acids)
Biological process (GO): positive regulation of DNA-templated transcription; negative regulation of type I interferon production; negative regulation of RIG-I signaling pathway
Molecular function (GO): nucleic acid binding
Source: RefSeq, a predicted model, not a curated record
CUAAGAUGGCGGCGCCCGGGGCGGGCGGCCCCGCUCGCUACUGCCUGGUGAGCGGCAUCCCGGCCGCGCUGCGCUCCGCCCAGCUCCGCGCCUACUUCAGCCAGUUCCUAGAGACCGGCGGCUUCCUCUGCUUCCACUACCGCCACCGCCCCGAGCGCCCGCCGGCCGAGGCCGCGGCGCCGCGCACCUGCUGCUGCCUGGUGGCCGUGCGGCCCGGCCGCGCCCGCCGCCUCCUCCGCGCCUACUCGGGGAAGCGGUGGGUCGGGCCCGGCGGGGCCUGGCUGCCCGGCCGCUGCUUCAUCCGCAGGGUCCGCCUCGGCCCCGGGACAGGCACAGAGACCUUUCCCUACAGUGGGACACACGGGGUGGCUGCAGGAGAACCCGUGGCAGGAGCAGACUUCAGGCAUCUGCCCGAGUUCAACCCCCCUUCCUUCAUGCCAUAUGGGAAUGUUGGCACCCCCCUGAAGGUUUUCCUGGAGCUGAUCAGGGCCUGCAGGCUGCCCCCCUGGGUCAUCAAGAAAUUGCAGCUGGAUUUUCCAAAGACUGGCUCAUCCCGCAGGUACGGGAACGUGCCUUUUGAAUACCAGGACACUGAGACAGUGAGAGAAGAAGAAAGAGUUUACACAGCUGCAGGGGAUGAGAUCACAGAGGGAGAGGAACCUGUGGCAGGAUCAGCAGUGACUCACCCAGCCAGUGCUGAUGAAGAUGAGGAGGAGCAGGAGAAGGAGGAAGAGGAGUCACACUCGGAGGACGACAAUGACACCUGUGAGGAGUGGGAGCGCCACGAGGCUCUGCACGAGGAUGUGACCAAGCAGGAGAGGGUGGAGGAACGUCUGUUUGAGGAGGAGAUUGAGCUCAAGUGGGAGAAGGGAGGAUCUGGCCUUGUCUUCUACACAGAUGCCCAGUACUGGCAGGAGGAGAAUGGAGACUUCGAUGAGCAGACAGCAGAUGACUGGGAUGUGGACAUGAGCAUCUACUAUGACAAAGAUGGAGGUGAUAAGGAUGCUCGGGAUUCAGUCCAGAUGUGGCUGGAACGGAGGCUCCGGGACGGGCUGGAGGACGGAUCCGCUCCGGGGCCGCAGGUCGGAGGCUUUGAGAGACACACCAAGGGUUUUGGCAGGAAGGUGCUGGAGCAGCAGGGCUGGAUGGAGGGGCUGGGACUGGGGAGCAGCAACUCUGGAAUGACUGAAGCUCUGGACAAUGAGGGACAGAACCCCAGAUGCAAGAGGGGCCUGGGGUACCACGGGGAGAAACUCCCAACUUUCAGCAAGGUGAAGAAGCCCCGUCGGGAUGGUCCCAUCCUCAUCUCCACCAUCUAUGAUGACCCUGACCCCAAGGACAGUGGGGACCAGCUGCUCAGACGCCAGCCACCCACGGCCAUCAAGCACAGGCAGGAUGUGGCCUUUGUCCGGGCCUCCCGGGGAGCUCUGCAGAGCUCCAGUGCCCAGUCACACUGAAACUUGUCCCCAAGGGGGUUCUGCUCCUGGAAAACACAGGCUGGCUCCUGGUUUCAGGUUUGGAGCAAGGUGCAGAUAUUUAUUUUUGGAAGGAAAAGAGAUUUGUAACAAAAAGCCUCUGUGGGGUGUGUUUUUAUCCGUGAUCGAGAGAUUGAAAUGGGGGGAAAUAGGUCCUGGUGAGGCCACGUCUGGAAAACAGUCCAGUUUUGGGCUCACUGGUUCAUGAAGGACAAGGAACUACUGGAGAGAGUCCAGAGGUGCUGAGGGAACUGGAGCAUCUGUGAGGAGAGGCUGGGAGAACAGGGGCUGUUCAGCCUGGAGAGGAGAAGACUUAGGGGGGAUCUCAAUCCUAGAAUGGCAGGUUGGAAGGGACCUCAAGGAUCAUGUCCAGCCUCUCUAGGUACUACUCUAGUUGAUCUGAGGUGGCCCAGCACCCUGUCCAGCUGAGACUUAAAACUGUCUGAUGUGGGGGAAUCCACCCCUGCCCUUGGGAGAUGAUUCCACUG